Molecule: messenger RNA, 876 nt
Organism: Wickerhamiella sorbophila
Lineage: Eukaryota; Fungi; Ascomycota; Dipodascomycetes; Dipodascales; Trichomonascaceae
Product: Abhydrolase domain-containing protein C22H12.03
Exons: 1
Coding region: 1-876 (291 amino acids)
Cellular component (GO): mitochondrion
Source: RefSeq, a predicted model, not a curated record
AUGCUGCGAACCGGGUCGACGAGAAUCAGCUCGGUUCUGCCUGGGCUGAGACUAUAUUCCACACACAUUGAGACUGUUCCACUGGCGUACGAUCUGUGGGAGCCGCGGGGAGAGACUAUGGGUGCCCCGAUUGUGUUUCUUCACGGACUCUUUGGCACGAAGACAAACAACCGAUCCGUUUCGCGAGUUUUGGCUCGUGAGCUGAACUGCAAGGUAUAUUGCCCCGACAUGCGCAACCAUGGCGAGUCUCCACACGUUAAAGUGCAUACAUAUGACGCUAUGGCUGCCGACGUGACUAGAUUUAUUGCAGACCUCGACAUUCACAGGCCAAUCCUGAUCGGUCACUCCAUGGGCGCCCGGGCAGCCAUGGCGGUUGCUUUGAAAGAACCAAAUCUCGUGUCCAAACUCGUUCCUGUCGACAACAGUCCUUUGUCAACUGCGCUUGGCUCGGAGUUCCCGCGGUAUGUCCAGGGCAUGCAAGCGGUGGAUCGGGCCCGCCCACACAGCCAGAAAGAGGCUGCUGAAAUCAUGGCCAAGUACGCUCCGGAACUACCAAUCCAGCAGUUUCUGCUUGCGAAUUUCAAGAAAAAUGACGACGGUGAGUACGCGUCCCAGAUCCCGCUGGAUAUUCUCGGCAAAUCGCUUGGUUAUGUAUCAGAGUUUGACUACUUGCCCGGAAAAUAUCGCUACUCAGGCCCAACUCUGUUGAUCAGAGGAACUAAAUCGAGGUUCGUGCCUGACGAGGCUCUUCCUCUUAUGGGCGACCUUUUCCCCAGAUUCACGGUGGUCGAUAUCGAAGCUGGGCACUGGGUAAUUUCUGAGAACCCUAAGGGCUUUUUGGAUGCUACACUGCGGUUUUUGGACGAUAGCGACUGA